UGGUGUCUGAAGCAAUAGACAGAAUGAACCAGUCGAUAGUAUCAGAGUUUGUGUUCCUGGGACUCACGAAUUCAUGGGAGAUCCAACUUCUCCUUUUUGUUUUCUCCUUUUUGUUCUACUUGGCAAGCAUGAUGGGAAACCUUGUCAUUGUGUUCACUGUAACCUUGGAUGCUCAUCUACAUUCGCCUAUGUAUAUCCUCCUGGCUAACCUCUCAGUCAUUGAUAUGUUGUUUUGCUCAACCACAGCCCCUAAAAUGAUUUGUGAUAUUUUUAAGAAGCACAAGGCCAUCUCUUUUUGUGGAUGUGUUAUGCAGAUCUUCUUUAGCCAUGCUGUUGGGGGCACUGAGAUGGUGCUGCUUAUAGCCAUGGCCUUUGACAGAUAUGUGGCCAUAUGUAAGCCUCUGCACUACUUGAGCAUCAUGAGCCCAAAGAUGUGUCUAUACUUUUUAGUCACUUCUUGGGUCAUUGGGCUCAUCCAUUCAUUGGUUCAAUUAGGUUUUGUGGUAGAUUUGCCUUUUUGUGGCCCUAAUGUAUUGGAUAGUUUUUAUUGUGACCUUCCCCAGCUCCUCAGACUUGCCUGCACGAACACCCAAGAACUGGAGUUCAUGGUUACUGUCAAUAGUGGACUCAUUUCUGUGGGCUCCUUUUUCCUGCUGGUCAUUUCGUAUGUCUUCAUUUUGUUUACUGUUUGGAAGCAUUCCUCUGGUGGCUCAUUCAAGGCUGUCUCCACACUGUCAGCUCAUAUCACUGUGGUGGUUUUGUUCUUUGGGCCACUGAUGUUUUUCUACACAUGGCCUUCUCCCACAUCACACCUGGAUAAAUACCUUGCUAUUUUUGAUGCGCUUCUCACUCCUUUUCUGAAUCCAGUCAUCUACACCUUCAGGAACAAAGAGAUGAAAGUGGCAAUGAGGAGACUGUGCGGUCGUCUUGUGUGUUACAGGAAGAUUUCGUGAAUGGAUGGUAUG
Molecule: messenger RNA, 965 nt
Organism: Odobenus rosmarus divergens (Pacific walrus)
Lineage: Eukaryota; Metazoa; Chordata; Mammalia; Carnivora; Odobenidae
Product: olfactory receptor 4F15-like
Exons: 1
Coding region: 24-953 (309 amino acids)
Biological process (GO): G protein-coupled receptor signaling pathway
Cellular component (GO): membrane
Molecular function (GO): G protein-coupled receptor activity; olfactory receptor activity
Source: RefSeq, a predicted model, not a curated record